Closterium sp. NIES-67 is the source of this 3558-nucleotide messenger RNA. The record is from the annotation of a GenBank genome assembly. NCBI's taxonomy places the organism in Eukaryota, Viridiplantae, Streptophyta, Zygnematophyceae, Desmidiales, Closteriaceae.
GAUCAGAACCGCGAGACUUACCCACAGAGCUCAUUCUAGAAGCCACAAGGAUUUCCUGGAACUCAUGAGAUUUAUGCUAGAAGCAAGAGACGCACUUCUGGAAGUUCCCAUUUCUCAAGGCAAUUUUAUAGCUUGGAAAUAUUUGCUGACGUAGAGGCGUAGGCUGAACGCGACUUGCAAUCGUGAUGCUGCUGCUACCAUUCAGUUGCUAGAAUAGAAAGGCAGUGGUCGUGGUUUGAUCACUUACGCCUGACUCCGAAAGUCCUGAUUAAAACAGUGUGUGUUGUUUCUAAAACAUAAACGCUUCUUAAAAAGCAUCAGCAGAGGACGAAGAGCCAUGAAUCCGAGAGUGUCUCAGUUUGUAGUCUUAGCGAUAGGCCUUUGCUGCUUAUCGCUUCAUCAUGUGUGUCUCGCGGCCAACACUCUUGAAGCUUCUAGACCUGAUGGUUCGACCACCAAGAGUCCAGACAGAGCGGAAAAUCCAGCUUCAACUCUAAGCGUUCCAGCUGCACUAUUUGACGCCUCAGUUUCACUGAUCAACGUGCCAGCACCGAUCGUUCUCCCGGUGAAUCUCUCAGCUCAUCUCCGCGAAAGCACAGAGAAGCACAAACUUUCGAGCGAUGCUGGCGGUGACUCGCAGCUUGACGCUCAUUUGGCUCUUGAUUCGACUCAAGAGUCAGCAGCUGGCGCCGAGUUUCAGCUUGACGCUCAACUCCAAGUUGCGCCCGGCGCCGUGCCGGCUGGCCGGGAGGAUCCUCCCGUCGAAUCGCAGCUGGCUUGCGGCGAUCGGGUGGCAGCGGAAGUCGCGGAGUCGAUUCUGAAGGAUGAGGUGGUGCGGCGACUCGACCAGCUCGGAAACGUCAGCGACUCCGCGCAUUACUUGGAGCGCACGUUUCUCAGCGACGCGUCCCUGCGCGCCGCGGCGCUCGUCAGCGAUUGGAUGGAGGAGGCCGGCAUGUACACGUGGAUGGACGCGAUUGGCAACGUGCAUGGCCGCGUGGACGGACCGCAUCCCGACGCGCCUGUGCUGCUAUUCGGCUCGCAUCUGGACACAGUGGUUGACGCUGGCCGGUUUGAUGGAGCCCUCGGUAUAGUCACGGCCGUCGCCGCUAUCAAGCUCUUCGUUAGAGCGUGUGGAGAAGCAGCACUGGCCCGGCCGGUGGAGGUGGUGGCGUUCAGCGACGAGGAGGGCAUGCGCUUCCAGUCCACGUUCCUGGGAAGCAGAGCCAUCGCUGGGACGCUGACCCCUGCGAUGCUGCAGAUGCGGGAUAGACGUGGAGUAAGUGUACAAGAGGCUAUUGAGGCACUUCCAGCAACACCAGCAGCAGCAGCAGCAGCAGCAGCAGCAGCAGCAGCAGCAGCAGCCGGAGCAAGAGGUCCUAGCAAGGCAGCAGAGGGGGGGGCAGGAGUGCAGUCAGCGCUGUACAAGCCCGAGGACGUGUGGGGCUAUGUAGAAGUGCACUUAGAGCAGGGCCCCGUGCUAGAAUCCCUAGGAGAGCCGCUGGGAGUAGUGGUGGGGAUUGCAGGGCAGACACGGGCGGAGGUGACUAUAGAGGGCGAUCAGGGGCACGCAGGGACGGUGCCCAUGCGCCUGAGGCGGGAUGCAGUGGCCGGGGCUGCUGCUGCCGUGGUGGCUGUGGAAUCGGUUUGCGUGGGAAUUCUGAGGGCUGAGGAGGAGGGAUUGGGAGGGGAAAGGGAAGGGAGCAGCGAUGCCAGUGGCAGGGACAGUAGGAGUGGGGUUGGGAGUGGGGUUGGGAGUGGGGUUGGGAGUGGGUUGGUGUGUACGGUGGGAAAGCUGGUGGUGUGGCCGGGGGAGAGCAACGUGAUAGCAGGCAGGGUGACGUUUACCCUGGACGUGAGGGCGCAGGGCAACGGCGUGAGGCGCACUGCUGUGGAGGGAAUCGACGUGGAGAUAAGGCGGAUAUGCGACGAACGAGGGCUGUCAUGCCGACUCUCAGUCAAGCACCAAGCCGACACUGUCGACUGCUCUCCACCCCUUGUCUCCAUGCUCCGACAAGCAGCUCUCACCACUCUCGCUGCGGCUGAGCCUGCUACUCCUCCUAUAAGUGCUGCCAGUUCUGCCAGUGCUGCCAGUACUGCCAGAGCCAGCAACAGCUCUGAUUCCUGUGCUGCUGACGGGAGUAGUUUGCCUGGGGGCAUGGCACGGCCAAAUCCUGGGCUGUGUCCGUCUGAUGGCACUGCUGAUGCUGCCACGGGGGCCAACGACGCCGAGAUUUGCAGCUCCGGUGGCAGCAACAGCAGUUCUGCUGGAUGUGACACGUGCGGGAGCGCGGGCCGGGCGCAGAGGCAUCUAGUGCCCCGGCUGGUCAGUGGAGCCGGGCAUGACGCCAUGGCCAUGGCGGACCUUACACAGGUGGCGAUGCUCUUCGUACGCUGUAGAGGGGGUGUCAGUCAUCGGCCGGAUGAGUUUGUGUCUCCUUAUGACUUGCAUAUGGCGUCCAGCACUAUUUUUGGGUUGCUAUCCAUUGACGGAAUUUAUUCAGAUUGAGUUUUCAAAGGGGGCGUCUCUCUGUACAUUGUCCGAAGUGGUGCCAACUUUUGCGUUAAAACUCGACGCGAAGGGUGAUAAAGGCAGCGUUAAUGAUGCAAUUGCCAUUUUCCAUAACCUUCAAGCAACAUAAUAUGCUAGUUGCUGUAUUUCUCGAACCUUCUAAUCAGUUAGUUACUCCUCGUCUAUAUCUCCUAGAUCUUGUCUCUCCGUCUGUCCCUCCCUAGUCAUUUGAUUUGACCUCUCUCUUGGCGUUCCGCCAUUGCAGCCUCCCUCCCCUCCAUGAUCCCGUGCCUGCUGUGGUGCAAAGCAACCACACGGAAAGCGUUUGUACGGCCACGAUUUGUUCGUGCAUUCAGCAAGUGAGGAGGAGCAACAUCUCCGGUCCACAAGCCAGCCAGCCAACUGGUCCCUCCUUAUCCCUGCAAGCUCGUUAUCCCUGCAAGCAAGAGUCGUUUCCUCGUGAAUCGUGAUGCGAUGUGAUUGUGCCUGUCUCCCUUUCUGCAUCCAUCACCACCAUGUCUGACGAGAAUCGUUAGGUGCGUCGCUGCAGUCGCUGCGAUUAGAUCGAGAAAUUUCACCCGAGCGUGCCGUUUCGCUCCAGGAUUUUAGACUGCCUGUGCUGUGCUUGUUGACAUGUGGCGGCUGGCUCCAUGCACACGUGUUCGAGUUCAUAUCAGGAUUUAGGACUCACUUAAUAAUUGGUCAAGAUUUUCGCUUAGCCGUGAGAUUAAAGCUCGCUUCGUGACGCAGGAUUUGACAGUUUCAGGUCUUGGUGUUCAGCCUUUCAGAUCUAGUCCGUCGGCUAGGUUUAAGUUUCGUGUCGUAGUAGACGGUUCGAGUCCUUAUGAAUUCGGUAGCAAUGGGUAAGAGUAGUAACGACAUCUAUCAAUACAUUAGGGAUUCUCUAGGAGUCGCGCAGCUGGUCUUAUCCCCGUCCGACUUUCGAAUCGUCGCCGCGAGUAAAGCCGCCGUCGCGCUCCUGGGAGCGUGCUGCGAAGCGCACCUCUUCGAUUUCCACAUCUCCGCCGUAUUCACUCCUGACCCCG